AGGCUCCUACUGCCCGGCCGGCACCGGCCGGGUCUCCGCUCCUCUAGCGCCCCCCUGGGGGAGAGUCGCAGUCGCCUGUCGCCGCCCACGUCACUGCCUUCUUCUCUACCAGCCUCUCGUUCCCCGCUCGGCCCCGACCGCCCGGCCGAGUGGCUGGGCGGGUGGGCAGAGGUAAAGCGUCCUGAGCCCGGUCCGUUGGUGGCGGCAUCCCUGCUACCGCCCAGAUGCUGCGCAGGGCUGAGCCCCCAGAUGGGGGCUGGGGGUGGGUGGUGGUGCUCUCAGCCUUCUUCCAGUCGGCGCUGGUGUUCGGGGUGCUCCGCUCCUUCGGCGUCUUCUUCGUGGAGUUUGUGGCGGCGUUUGAGGAGCAGGCGGCGCGCGUCUCCUGGAUCGCCUCCAUAGGAAUCGCGGUACAGCAGUUUGGGAGCCCAGUGGGCAGUGCCCUGAGCACGAAGUUCGGGCCCAGGCCCGUGGUGAUGACUGGGGGCUUCUUGGCUGCACUGGGGAUGCUGCUCGCCUCCUUUGCUACCUCCUUGAAUCACCUCUACCUGAGUAUUGGGCUGCUCUCAGGCUCUGGCUGGGCCUUGACCUUCACUCCGACCCUGGCCUGCCUGUCCCGUUACUUCUCUCGCCGUCGAUCUCUAGCCAUGGGCCUGGCACUGACAGGCGUGGGCCUCUCCUCCUUCGCCUUUGCCCCCCUCUUCCAGUGGCUGCUCAGCCACUAUGCCUGGCGGGGGGCCCUAUUGCUGGUAUCUGCCCUCUCCCUCCACCUGCUGGCCUGUGGUGCUCUCCUCCGCCCCCUCUCCCUGGCUGAGGACCCUGCUGUCGGUGGCCCUAGAUCCCAGCUUGCCUCCCUCCUCCAUCAUGGCCCCUUCCUGCGCUAUACUGUUGCCCUCACCCUGAUCAACACUGGCUACUUCAUUCCCUAUGUCCACCUGGUGGCCCAUCUCCAGGACCUGAAUUGGGACCCACUGCCUGCUGCCUUUCUACUCUCAGUGGCUGCUAUUUCUGACCUUGUGGGGCGUGUAGCCUCCGGGUGGCUGGGAGAUGCAAUUCCAGGGCCCGUGUCACGACUCCUGAUGUUCUGGACCACCCUGACUGGGGUGUCACUGGUCCUGUUCCCCGUGGCUCGGGCUCCCACAGCCCUGGUGGCUCUGGCUGUGGCCUACGGCUUCACAUCAGGGGCCCUGACCCCAGUGGCUUUCUCCGUACUGCCUGAACUGGUGGGGACUGGAAGGAUAUACUUCGGCCUAGGAUUGGUGCAGAUGGUAGAGAGCAUCGGGGGGCUGCUGGGGGCUCCUCUGUCAGGUUACCUCCGGGAUGUGACAGGCAACUACACAGCUUCUUUUGUGGUGGCUGGGGCCUUCCUCCUUGCAGGGAGUGGAGUUCUCAUCACCCUGCCUGGCUUCUUCUGCUUCUCACCACCUACCUCAAAGCCCCAAAAUCUCGUAACAGAGGCCCUGGAUGCCAAAGUUCCUCUGCCCAGGGAGGGUAUGGCAGAGGGUUGAACUCCAAGGAGGGGCAGUCAGACCCAGAAAGCCUGAAUUGCAGGUCUUCUCCUCCUGGCCCAUCUUGGCCCCCAUGGAACCACAGUGCCUUAAGCCUCUUGCUCUGCUUCCCCCAGAGCAGGCGUGGGGUGCCUGCAUAUGUGUGCCAACCUUUUGUAUUUUGUUAAGGACUCUUUCUCUUUUUCUUGGCUUCACCAACGUUUUCUGAAGAAUCCAGAGCUCAGCCUACCCCACUGAGUUGUGAAUCAACUGUGGAAAUCAAAGGCCAAGAGGCUUAUCAUGUUUUAUCUUUAGUGUUGCUUCUAAGCUUCUUCUCUGAAGACAAAGAUGUUUGGGAAAUAGGAAUGUCCCUUUGAAAUAAAACUGGUGAGAAAACUGGAUAACAAUCAGAACGUCAAGCAGA
Loxodonta africana (African savanna elephant) is the source of this 1908-nucleotide messenger RNA. It is a transcript of the gene SLC16A13, whose product is annotated as solute carrier family 16 member 13. Gene Ontology annotation, molecular function: monocarboxylic acid transmembrane transporter activity. The record is from RefSeq and is a predicted model, not a curated record. Gene Ontology annotation, cellular component: plasma membrane. Lineage: Eukaryota; Metazoa; Chordata; Mammalia; Proboscidea; Elephantidae. Gene Ontology annotation, biological process: transmembrane transport; monocarboxylic acid transport. The transcript has 4 exons. Bases 225 to 1505 code for a protein of 426 amino acids.